AUGAUACCCUUCACACCCUUUGCCACGGCAGCAAGGCAGGUCUUUGCCUUCCUCUUCCUCCUCCUCACCACACUCACCCCCCUCGUCGCCUCCCAUGCCAUGAUGACAUUCCCCAUCCCCUACGCAUCCCCUCAACAAGGAAACGGUCCCAUAAACGGCGCCUCCUUCCCCUGCCACGGCGGUGCGGGCGCCAGCCUCCAACUGCCCUCCUCCGGCUACAACGUGUUUCCCCUCGGCUCCAAACAGCCUCUCCGACUCAUCGGAACCGCCGUCCACGGCGGGGGCUCCUGCCAAAUCUCCAUCACGUACGACAACCCGCCCACGCCCCAGAGCAAAUUCAAAGUGAUCAAGUCCAUCGAAGGCGGCUGCAUCGCCCGCAGCGAAGCCGGCAACCGGCCCGGCGCCAGCGCCGUCCAAGUCAACCCGGAUUCCUACGAGUACAGCAUCCCCGACGACAUCCCCGCGGGCAACGGCACCAUCGCCUGGACGUGGUUCAACAAGAUGGGGUAUCGCGAGAUGUACAUGGCGUGCGGGCCCGUGCAGCUGACGGGCGAGGAGAAGCCGGGAGCGAAAGAAACGUUUGAGAAGCUGCCGGAUAUCCUUGUGGCGAAUCUUGAUAAUGGAUGUGGUACCCCCGAAAAUAGAGAUAUCCUGUUUCCUAAUCCGGGGCGGAAUGUGGAGAAGGCGAAUGGAGCGACUGAUGCUUUUGCUGCGCCUACGGGGCAGGGGUGUCAGAAGCCGACUGGUGGUGCCCUUGGUGGAGGUACCCUUGGUAGAGAAGCGGCGACUCCAACUCCAACUCCGGCUCCGUAUCCCGUUGCUAAUGGGACGGCAACUCCCAUGAUCGAGCGCGAGACAGGGGCUACGGGUACAGCGGGUACGGCCGCUUUUCCUGCGGCUGUCUCUGUGACUGGCGCGCCUGAAGUCAACAUAAACGGAAGCACAUCAUUCCCAGCUGGUGUCUCUCGAGGUAUCACCAAGCCAUCGCUCGACGACGACCGCGUUCCAGUAGCGACUACACCCCCUACAUAUACUUCCAACACCAUCCCCCCUUCAACCCUCUUAACCUCCACCAUUCCUAUCUCCCCCAAAUCCAUCAUCAAAAAAAGGUCAGACGGCACCCUCCCCGAAACCGUCCCGCCCACUGGCGCCUGCCCCGCGUACCAAGACGGGUGGUACAUCUGCCACCUGCCUCGCAACCAAAACUAUGGGUUUGUUUACUACCGCUGCGCCUCGGGGAGGUGGACGGGCGCCAUGCAUGUGCCGGCCGGUACGCAGUGUACUAUUAGGGGAGACAAGUAUAAUGCGUGGGUGAGACAGGCGCCGGAACGGGAGUUGACGCUGGAAAUGUCGGCGGAAAAUGAUGAUGAUCCGUUGGUGAUUAUUCCGGUGACGGUGACGAAGGCGACGCCGAAUGCGCCGAUGCGGCCUACGGCGAAGUUGUGA
Messenger RNA from Neurospora tetrasperma FGSC 2508, 1446 nucleotides. RefSeq lists its product as uncharacterized. The record is from RefSeq and is a predicted model, not a curated record. The transcript has a single exon. NCBI's taxonomy places the organism in Eukaryota, Fungi, Ascomycota, Sordariomycetes, Sordariales, Sordariaceae. Bases 1 to 1446 code for a protein of 481 amino acids.